Molecule: messenger RNA, 270 nt
Organism: Triticum urartu
Lineage: Eukaryota; Viridiplantae; Streptophyta; Magnoliopsida; Poales; Poaceae
Source: RefSeq, a predicted model, not a curated record
AUGUCGCCUGCCGACGUUGCAGGGAACCUUAUGCCCAUGUGGAAGAAGCAAAAGAGGGAGCCCGACGAGUGCUUGACAGGCCUCAUCGAGGUGCUCAAGCAGGCCAAGGAGGAUGCGGCGGCAACCAAGGUGAAGGAGGCAGAGGAGGCCAAGGAGGCCGCAACAAAGAAAGCCAAGGAGAAAGAGGAGGCAGAGGUGAAGAAAGCCAAGGAGGAAGACAAAGGGAAGGACAAAGCACCGGAGGUAGCCAAUGGAAAUAUCAACGAGUGA